CGGGCCGGGCAGCCGCGGCCCCCCGGGCGGCUCAUGCGCAUUGGCCCGGGGCGGCGGCGGCGGGAGCAUGGCGCCGCGGGUGCUGCCGCUGCCCAGACAGCAGUCCUUCCGCCCGCCCCCCAUCCCCAACCCCUUCGUCCACCCGGCGCGCCUCAGCGCCGGCGACAAGCUACGGACUGUUCUUCAGGGGAUUAUUUUGCUACCAAUUCGUGCCAUAUGCAUUGCAUUCAUUUUCCUGCUAGCAUGGCUGUUUGCAUCAAUUGCAACUUUCUGUCACCCUGGAAAAGGAUCUGUGCCACUUAAAGGAUGGAGAAGGAGGAUGAUCCAAACAACCCUCUCAUGCCUAACUCGUACCUUGUUCUUCGUAAUGGGCUUCCGAGUUAAAGUAAAGGGGAAAAUAGCAAGUCUGCUGGAAGCCCCAAUCUUUGUUGCAGCUCCUCAUUCAAGCUUUUUUGAUGCCAUUAUUUCUGCCCUAACUGGAAUGCCAUCAAUAGUGACUAGAGCAGAGAACCUGUCAACUCCGGUAUUUGGCACAAUUUUAAAUUCUCUUCAGCCUGUGUCAGUUUCUCGUCAAGACCCUGAUUCACGGAAGAACACGGUCAUUGAGAUAACUAAGCGAGCAUUAUCAAGAGGCCAGUGGCCACAGAUACUGAUUUUCCCAGAAGGCACCUGCACAAACCGAUCUUGCCUGAUCACAUUUAAACAAGGUGCAUUUAUUCCACGAGUCCCUGUACAACCUGUGUUGCUCCGAUACCCCAACAAGCUGGAUACUGUGACCUGGACAUGGCAGGGCUAUUCACUAAUAGAGCUCUGGGUAAUGACACUGUGUCAGCUCUUCACAAGAGUUGAAGUUGAGUUUCUGCCUGUUCAUGUUCCUACUGAGGAAGAAAAGAAUGAUCCCAUUCUUUUUGCCAACAGAGUCCGACAGACCAUGGCAACUGCUUUGAAUGUACCAGUCACUGAUCACACUUUUGAAGACUGCAGACUGAUGAUUUCAGCAGGACAGCUGACUUUACCCAUGGAAGCAGGGCUGGUGGAGUUCACCAAAAUUAGCAAGAAACUCAACCUAAAAUGGAAUCAUGUCAGAGAGCAGUUGGAUACCUUUGCUGCUAUUGCAAAUGCUUCCAAAGGGGGAAGAAUUGGAAUUGAGGAGUUUGCAGAGUACUUGAAGCUGCCUAUUUCAGAUGUCCUCAAAGAGCUGUUUCUACUUUUUGACAGGAAUGGAGAUGGCACCAUCGACUUCAGAGAAUACGUAAUUGGUUUGUCUGUUCUUUGUAACCCAGCCAACACAGAAGAGACUAUUCACAUGGCAUUUAAGCUCUUUGACAUGGAUGAGGAUGGCACUAUAACGGAAGAUGAGUUUGCUUGUAUCAUUCAGUCAGCCCUGGGGGUGCCUGAGCUUGAUGUUUCUAUGCUCUUUAAAGAAAUAGAUGCAGAUGAAACCGGGAAGCUGUCCUAUGAUGAGUUCAAGGACUUUGCGCUGAAGCAUCCAGAAUAUGCCAAGUUGUUUACUACGUACCUAGAGCUACAGAGAUACCACUUAGAUAUGUUGGAGGAGGAGGAUGACAUUGAGUUACCUGAAGUCAAACACAGUCUAGUUAGAAAGACUACAAUCCCAGUCUCAGAAACAACACCAACUGCAAGAAAUAAAGUCUGUCCUGAAGACAAUGAAGAGGAUAACUCAAAUACCUCUGACAAAAAGGAAGACUGAGAAGAGUUAAAGAAUUCAGCUUUUGAAUUCUACAGGAUUUUCUCCCUAGUUAUUCAUAAAGACAACUGCUAUAGAAUAGAGAUGGAAGUUACAAAAAAAAUUUUUUUGUUUUACUUUCAUAGCAGGAGGAGUUAUUCCUGUUCGAGUGUAAAGGGAAAAAACACUGUGACUAUUCUGUCCUUGAUGUCAGUAUCACAAUACUGGGAAUGCUGUUUACUGUUUUCCAAGUUCGAGCUUCCACAAAAGUAACAGAUGUGCUAGAAGGGGUAAGAGGCACCAGCACUGCAAUGUUCUCUCAGAAUGGAGACAGGAGUUCACUUGUGUAACAAGUGGAAUUUUUGGUGCUGCUCAAUUCCUCUACAUCCCCAACAUCCCUUGAGGGGAAAAAAUUACACUGGUGUGUUUUAAUUUGCAAUAUCCCUUAGCCCUUCUCAAGUUUCUGAGAGACACAAAUGAGUUACAAGCAGUCGGUUGUUUCCUUUUAGCUGUUCUUAGAUUUCCCUUAACUACUUGUGAACUAUAAAGCCUAAACUUCUGAACAAGACAUGCUGAUUCACUGAUGUUAACAGAAACAGCUUUAGGCCUAAAGGCUAGUUAAAGAUGGAAAUGGCUGCACUUCUGACAACAAAAAACUAAUUGGAAUUCCAAGAUAGCAGCUCACAGUCUACAGGAAAAUGCAGACAAUAAGACCUGAGAAUUAAUGGACUAUUUCAAAAUAAACAGAAUGUUGUUUACAGUAACAACUGUUCAGGAUCACAUUAGGAGGAACAUUUCGAACUUCAGCAUAUUUUUAUUUUAGUAAUUACCAACAGAGGAAUGUGACCUUGCUCUGAAAAACUUAAAAGGCAAAUAGGCUGUCAAGCCAUAGUUCUAGUAGUUAGUAUUUAUUCUAAAGUUGUCUUCUAAAAAUCAGGUUUGCAUUACGGUGCCAUUACUCAAUGUAUUCUUAGGGGUUGAUUCAAAACCAAGCUCUUUCUAGUCAAUGAUUUGAGUAUGUUUUGCCUCAGUCCCCUCUAGUGCACUGGAAACUGGGCCUUUGCAUUUUUUCCAUCUUUCAUCUGAAUGUACUUUAUACCAUAUUUAAAACAUAUAGGUAUUUACACAAAUACUUCAAAAUAAAAACUUGGAAGGGGUGGUGUGACAGAACAUACUGAGAUGAGCAAAGUCUAAAAUGUCUAGUACCAAAAAUAACCAAUUUUCAGCAGGUUUUCAUAUGUGAAAGGGUAACCUCUGCCUCUAAGUUAUUGCUUGUAUUGUCUGGCUGCAAGCUCAUUGCCAUGUUUAAUUUUCAUGUGUUUAUAAUGGUGCCUAUCCUGAUGUUUCAUGUGCUUAAAAUAAAUCUGUAUUAUUCUUAAAAGA
This is a messenger RNA of Tyto alba (common barn owl), 3070 nucleotides long. RefSeq names its product lysophosphatidylcholine acyltransferase 2 (gene LPCAT2). The transcript has 14 exons. The record is from RefSeq and is a predicted model, not a curated record. Lineage: Eukaryota; Metazoa; Chordata; Aves; Strigiformes; Tytonidae. Gene Ontology annotation, cellular component: endoplasmic reticulum. Gene Ontology annotation, molecular function: 1-acylglycerophosphocholine O-acyltransferase activity; calcium ion binding. The coding region runs from base 68 to 1711 and encodes 547 amino acids.